Molecule: messenger RNA, 1169 nt
Organism: Desarmillaria tabescens
Lineage: Eukaryota; Fungi; Basidiomycota; Agaricomycetes; Agaricales; Physalacriaceae
Exons: 5
Coding region: 173-901 (242 amino acids)
Source: RefSeq, a predicted model, not a curated record
AGCAGCUCCUAUAAACGAACGUACCCCGCUGAAGGUGCUGAAGGUACAUGUGCAAGCGACUCUUACCAAACGUUUACGUAUUAUCUUGGCGCUUGUCACCGUUGCGGCGCUUCUUGCCUGGCAUCUAGGAAGCGACUACACCAACACCCACCGUACCGAUGUCCAAGACAGGAUGCGUCGUCGAGAGGAAGCGGAGCGAUUGAAGAGAAUCGAGGAUGAAGAUAGGCAGAGGGAGUCAGCGCAUCAGCAAGAAGAUCAGGAGAGGCGACUGGCGCAUGAGGAAGAGGAUCGCCAGUGGAAGGUGGAAAGGGAGAGCGAAGAAAGAAUGAUUCAUGCCAGGUUGGUUGCUGUGACUCAUAGAGAGGAAACCGUCCGAGCUAAAGAGGAUGCGAUACUGGCCGACGAGGAGCGUAGGAAGCAUGCAGGCAUCAUGUGGUGGGAUUUGACGGCGGAGAAGCGAUGCUUGGAAUAUGAGAAAAGGAUGUAUCAUGCAGAGCUGCUGAAUGUACCAGCAGGGGAAGAUGCACAGAACUGGUGCAUGAAGACGAGCAUUGAUAUCCAUGGUAUUACGUAUGAUCAUCCGGAACUCUGUACCCAGGAGCUGGUGGACGGGGCUGUAAAGACUAUUGGACAUUGGACCGUCAAGUCUAAUGAGCCGACGUGCAAGACUUGGUGGGGCAAUCAGAAGAAGAAGGACUGCUAUGGCUCUCACAAGCGUCGCGUUGAGGCACACAUGUUCAAUCAUCAAGAGCCCUGGGACAACUGGGCUGAGAUGUGCUUCUCUACCCCCUUUCAAUUCGCCUCGCAGUCAUUCGCUCACCCAGAUACUUGUGAGGAAAAGGGGAAAGAAGGUAUUGUCGGGAGCUGGUUCAUUGAUGUGGACAAGAAUGAGUGCCUGUAAACGACUGCCAGUGUUCGGACGAUCUUUUUUCUAGUUUUUGUUGGUUUCUUGCUAUCGACUGCUUUGCGAAUUACAUGUUCUUCUUCUACAAGUGCACUUGCAUGGUUAUGCGAUGAAAAGUACCCACAAACACUGUUGUAAGAGGGUGGUGUUCGUGAUCUUGACCAGUCGCAUUUCAGAAGACCUUGCGGUUGUGGGAAGGAAACAGUGUGUUAUCCCUCGUUGCACAAUACCUCCCUACCGCCCAAUCAAGCGCUAGAUCUGUGAG